Carica papaya (papaya) is the source of this 1180-nucleotide messenger RNA. RefSeq names its product high-affinity nitrate transporter-like protein. Gene Ontology annotation, molecular function: nitrate transmembrane transporter activity. Gene Ontology annotation, cellular component: plasma membrane. Lineage: Eukaryota; Viridiplantae; Streptophyta; Magnoliopsida; Brassicales; Caricaceae. The record is from RefSeq and is a predicted model, not a curated record. Gene Ontology annotation, biological process: response to nitrate; nitrate transmembrane transport.
GGGCCAAUUUCCUCAUAAGAAAAUUCCACUCAUCGAUACCUACAGGCUAAUAAAAAAAAUAACAACUCUGCCUCCCAUUGACUUUUUAAGAAACAACCACCCUUUUCUCCAUUUUUAAAUUUUCUAAAACUUCUAUAUAAACUCUAUCAUCGCAAUCACUGCUAUAUGCCUAACUUUUGGGAUCCUCUCUCAACUUUUCCCACCUUCAGGAGAUUCUUCUUGGUUGUUAAGAAUCUUAUCAGCUCCAUCAAUGGCGCCUCGUGGUAUCUUCUUGGCUUCUUUACUUCUCUCUUGCUUGGUACAAGCUUCGUACGGAAAUACUCUUUUCUCUUCUCUGAAAAAAACUCUCCAAGUCAAUGCCUCGCCUAAAAAUGGAGACGUCCUGAAAGUUGGUGAGAAGAUGACAGUGACGUGGGGACUAAACCAGAGCGCGCCAGCAGGGGUUGACUCGACCUACAAGAAAGUGGAGGUGAAGUUAUGCUACGCGCCAAUCAGCCAAGUGGAUCGGCCAUGGAGGAAGACAGAGGAGGAGUUGUCUAAAGACAGAACAUGCCAGUUCAAGAUCGUGGAGAGGCCUUACAUUAAGAAGCUCCAAACAUUCGAGUGGACGAUCGAGCGCGACGUGCCCUUCGCCACGUUCUUCGUACGCGCUUACGCCUUGGACGCCGCAGGGCAGGAGGUGGCCUUUGGUCAAACCACCGAUGAUCACAAAACCACUAACCUAUUCCAGAUCCACUCAAUCACCGGCCGCCACGUGUCACUCGACAUUGCUUCCGUCUGCUUCAGUGUUUUCUCCGUCGUCUCCUUGUUUGUCUUCUUCUAUUUGGAGAAGAGAAAGGGCAAAGCGUCUCGACAAAAGUGAUCGUAACAAGAAUGGUUCUUAGUAUGCUGCCUUGCAUGUCGUCUUUUCACUCAUUAUUUUCAUCGACGUCUUCAUUCCCUGUUACAUAUUUACAUAUAUAUAUAUAUAUAUAUAAAUAGAGAGAAAGAGAGAGAAAUAUUGGAACUUGUCUUUUCAUCUGGGCCGUUGGGACUGAUGGGACACAUGAUCCAGUGGGUCCCAGCUUUGGAAUUAGACGGUCCUGAUCCUACAAGGUAGCGGUCUAUGUUGAAGUUGCGGUUAGGAUCAGAAAUGGGGUGGGUGUUGGAAUUAUUAUGUACUUGUUUGAUCACUGGAAAA